This is a messenger RNA of Dreissena polymorpha, 7127 nucleotides long. RefSeq names its product SH3 domain-binding protein 5-like. The transcript has 7 exons. Gene Ontology annotation, cellular component: cytoplasm. The coding region runs from base 14 to 1756 and encodes 580 amino acids. NCBI's taxonomy places the organism in Eukaryota, Metazoa, Mollusca, Bivalvia, Myida, Dreissenidae. Gene Ontology annotation, molecular function: protein kinase inhibitor activity. The record is from RefSeq and is a predicted model, not a curated record. Gene Ontology annotation, biological process: intracellular signal transduction; negative regulation of protein tyrosine kinase activity.
CAUUAAGGGAAAGAUGGCCGCCGUAGAAGGUCGGCUGUCACCUUCUUACAUCAAAGAAUUUGAAGAAGAAGCUUUAGAUCCGCGUAUCCAGGAAGAGCUGGAAAAGCUGAACAAAGCUUCUGAAGAAAUCAACAGACUUGAAUUAGAACUUGAUGAUGCUCGUGCAGCUUUCCGGCAAGUGCUUACAGAAGCAACGCACAAGCUAGAUGGGCUAGGAAAGCAGCUGGGAUCCUGUGUUGAGAAAGCAAGGCCAUACUACGAUGCAAGAGUUCGUUCAAAAGAGGUUCAUGUGGAGACCCAGAAGGCUGCGUACAUGUUUGAGCGAGCCUGUAGCAUGCACGAGGCCGCCAAGGAGAUGGUGAUGCUGGCCGAGCAAGGCUACAUGCAGCGGGAAGACAACUCUGACCCAGCCUGGCAGGAGAUGCUCAAUCAUGCAACCAUGAAGGUGAAUGAUGCCGAGACUGAGAGACAUGAGAAUGAGAAGGUCCAUCAGCGUAUGACCAUGCGCUUCAAGGAGGCAGAGGAUCUUGUACAGAGGCUCCAGAGGGACCUCAAACGCUCUAUAAACAAGUCUAAGCCAUACUUUGAAAUGAAGGCCAGAUUAAACCAAAUGAUGGAGGACCGCAAAAAAACAGUCAUCAAUCUAGAAGAAUCUGUGUCCGCUACAAAGAAGUCAUACUCAGACGCUUUGAGAAACCUUGAGGAAAUAAGUGAGUCAAUUCACCAGAAGCGCAUAGAGAUGCGAAACCAGGCUGAGCUAGGGGAAAGAGGCAGUGGGGUGGGGUCAGAAUCCCCCUCACCCCCGCCCAUGAGGGGAAAGGACCAUGUGUCAAUUGACGGCAAAUCAGCACACAUUGUGAGUAGUUGUAACAUUGGAAACAGUGGCACCACAGUGACUUCAGCUCAGUUCAGUGCAGGCAGUUCUAGUCAUGAGUUUAGGCCUCCGUCCGUAAUUUAUUCCUCACCUGAAAAAGCGCGCAGUGCAAGCUACCGACAGGCUAUAGAAGCCAGGAUAACUUCAGAGCAAGAUCUUGAUAAUAUUAGUGAAGACAUGAGUGUGAAUCUAUCUGAUGAGUUUAUGGCUUUGCCAAGGACUAGCUCAGAUGAGGCUGACAGUGUUUUUGCAAACAAAAAUCAAAAUAACAAUGGUGAUGCAAUUCAUACGCGCCAUCUGCAGUCAACAAAACCCAAAAAACCAUCAUCCAAACUUAAAGGCCUCAUUCUCACACCUGUCAGUGCUGGAUUUGACCCUCUUCAAGCCACGCUGAGGAUUUCAUCUCAAAGAGCCACCUCACAAGUGAACCACUCAACACAGCGACCUGUCACUUACCCAUAUUCUCACAAUGAAAAAAACACUAGAGUGCUCCCCCUUGAAAAUAGAUCUUCAAAUUUGGAGGCAGGAUUAAAACAACAUCACCCCUCACCAGUGAUGGAGCUGAGGUCCCCUGUUGACCUUCCAACCCCUGGAUCAGGCACCUCCGGGAGGAAGUUGUUGAAAGUUCCCUCAAUGCAGGACUUUGAUGAGGGAUCCAUCUCUGACAAUGAUAGUAUCACCAGCGGCACAAUGCUGGAUGAUGACCAAGUGGAAUUUCUCACCAUGGAGUUUUCUAAGCAAGAUAUGCUAGAUGAUGAGAGAAGAUCAAAUGAUUUGAAUUUUAGGAGAUUAAGUCUUCCACCUAGUCUAACUCAUUUAAAGAGUCAUUUAAGACAGUUUUCCGAAGAAAAGAUAGAAAAUAACCAAACUAAUACUACCUAAAUUUCUAGACAUUUACUACUUUAAGAGUAUAUAUAGAGUAUGAUUGUGCUAAUUGUGAAAUCAAUUAAAAAGACUGAAUUGUUGUAAAAAACAAUGUUUUUAAUAUGAUAGCUUGUAAAUUAUACUUGAGGAAAAGUAAUCAGAAAUGCUCAAAUGUAUUUCUGUUCAAAUGUAGUUCCUCCUCUGCAUUUCAUCACUGAGAGGUUUUCUUUAAGUAAAUACUCAGAUUCUGUCAGUUUUUAAAUGUCAAUGCCACUUAAGCGCAUCAUAAUGGAUUGAAUUGACCUUACUCUUAACAUCAUUAUUUAUAACUCAUUUUUAAAAUCAUUCACCACAAUUUUUUUACCAAGUAGAGAAGGUUUCAAACCUUGGGCAAAGGUCACACUAAUGGUCAAAAGUCAUUAUGCAUGAUUUCAAAAGGUAUGUAGUUAUUAUCCUUGUACAAAGGUUAUGAAUUUUAGGUCAAUUAUUCACCAAAUAGUCCGAACUAUACUACUCAUGCCAAUGUCUUUGUCAGAAACUGCUUAUUCUCCGGUUAAGGUAAACAUGCAACAUCUCCAUAUCACUGUUUUUACCACAGGUAUUCAAUUGAAAUGUUACACAUUUGUUCAGGGUCAUUAUUAUAGGAAUCUAACAGAUUUAUAACUCUAACCAGCAAUUUAGCAGAAUAACUUUCCCUUUUUGUCUUAAAUAAUUAAGUAAUUAAGGUAAAUUUUUUGUUUUAUUUUAUUAAAUGUUCACCUUUAAAUUUAAACUAACUAUAAGUACUGCAGAAAUGCAACAUGGUAUAUCUUUUUAAGGGUUACAUGUAUAUCAGGUGACUGGCAGGAAAUGUAUUUUCUACUAUUUAAGUGAAAGGAAUAGUGUAGCAUAUUGCAAAGGGACAGCUCAUAUUUGUAUCACUUGCAAAACUAAGUUUCAAAUGUAAUUAAACCGUAACUUUUUCUCUUGUUUUCCCAUUUUAAAGCCAGUGUUUAUUGACUUGUUUCUUGAAAUGUUGGCCAGUUUUUGCGUUUAUUGUUUUAAAUUGCAUUUAUUUUAAUUCUUGUGUAAAUGAAAUCAUUGCUUUCACAUUUUUGGUAGAAUUUUUUUUAUUUAAGUAAGUUACUAGUAUGUUUUAUCAAAACAUUUCAUAACCUUUCUUAAGUGUAAUAGAUAUGAAAUAGAUUGUGAUACUUAAAUAAACAAAUGUGUAUUUACAAAGGAAAUCUUGGAUAAAAAGAAGUGUUGCAUGGUGCAGAUCAAAAAGACAGAAAAGUCUUUUGGUACUGUUUUAUAACAUGUUAAAUUUGUGGUAUUUAUCUGUUAAAUGCUUCUAAAUCAAAAUAUAGUAUCAAAAGCUAUUCACCCUGUUGCGUGUUGACGAAACCAGAGCAGGGCUCGAAAUUAACUUUUUUUUCUACUUGCAAAACAUUGCGAGCUGCUUUAAUACCAACUCGCAAAAUCAAAAACAGUCUCGCAAAUUUUGCAGGAAACAUAAAAAAGUUCGGACAUUAAUUUAGUACUAUUAAAACAAAAUCAAAAGUUCUUAACAUACACAUUUUAUUUCUGCAAUCAUACAAAUAUAUCAGUUCCUUGGACCAUAAGGGCAUUGUUUUCGAAUAUAAGUGUGUCGUGUUCACUCAGAAAACAAAGUUUAAGUGUCAGUUUGGGAUAUUUUUAAUGGGUUUAAAACUUUUCAAAUAUUGAAAAAAAUCAGCUAUGAUAUCGUGUGUUGAGUGCGACGUCACCAAAAUACAAAUCAACAGUUAACUUUACUUCAUCUUUCGUAUUUUUUUUCUGUCUGUAGGCAAAAAGAAACUAAUUAUGUUUGGCUUCGACGCCAUGUCUGUUCAAGUUCAAUGAACAAAUGUGAAUAGUCAACUGUUUCACGUUCUUUGUUCCAAUACUAUCCUCGUAUCUGUACUAUAAGUAUACCAGUCUACAUACAAGGUGUGCGCUUCCGCAUACAGGUAUUCAGACGUUCUUUAAAUUGACCUACGCAGGGCUCGAAUUUAACUUUUUUUUCUACUUGCAAAAAAAUUGCGAGCAGCUUUAAUACCAACUCACAAAAUCAAAAACAUUCACGCAAAUUUUGAUGGAAACAUAAAAAACCCUUGGUUUUUAGUUUAGUUCUAUUUAAACAAAAUAAAAGUACUUAACAUGUAUACACAUUUUAUUUCUGCAACCAUACAAAGAUAUCAGUUCCUUGUACCACAAGGGCCCACAUUAGGUUGAUUGACCAUCUUCAUCUAUAACAAGUUUUAGUCUUAUUUUAAGUUAAUUUUUCCACUAAUUCACUGUUUUCAUAGAAGGAUUUAAAAUCUGUUUUUUCUAACUAAACGGUUAACUUUGCUUUAUCUUUUGUAUUAUGUAUAUUUUGUGUUAUUUCCGUCUGUGGGAAUAAAGUGACAAGUUAUUUUUCGCUUCAAUGAACAUGUGUGAAUAGUCGACUGUUUCACUUCCUUUGUACCAAUACCAUCCGCGUGUCUGUAUAUACCAGUCUACAUACAAGGUGUGCGCUUACGCAUAAGGGUUCUUGGGCGUUCUAUAAAUUGACCUAAGAUUUAGUGAUCAUGUGUCGAGCAGCAUUAUACCUACUCAUUUCUUUUCACUAUUUACUUGCAAAAAAAUACUAGUGGCUUAAAACUUGACUCGCAUUCGGUAUUUUUUACUCGCAUUUUGCGAGUGUGCGAGUGUUAAUUUCGAGCCCUGCAGAGGAGCAAUAAAGGCAAUCAAAACAUUAGAUUCAGCAUCCUCUCAGUUUGUAUUGGACGAUUCAAAGUAUUCUAUUGCCUUUUACCAAAUCUUGAUAUUGUUUAUAAUGAGAAUUUAAUAUAGAUUGUUUCCGAGCUAUUUCUUAUAAAGCUUAGUCUUGCACUCCAUAUUUGUUUGUACGUUUUAGCUAACUUUAGCACAACAAGGUCAUGGUGAAUUUUUGUUAAUGUUUUCUGUACAUCUUACAUUGUGUGUGGUCAAUAUUUUCGCCCAACCUUCAUGAAAUUUGGUCAGAUCCAGGUGUAAAAGAAACUUGGUUACAUUUAUUGAACAAAUAUUGGGUAGGCAAAUCAGGUCAGAUAAGGUUCUCCCUGUCUAACUAAAGUUUCCCAGGUCCUUUUGUUAUCUAAUAUUCUAACAAAUGAUUUUAUAAUAUGUGUGUUUGAAAAAGGUUCAUCUGAUAAUGAUUAUGGCCACCAAAGGCAGAGGAUAUAAAAUUAGAGUUGUCUGUCCGUCAGUCUGUCUGAUGCCAAAACAUCAACAUGAAACUUCAUAGGUGAAUAAAUGUACAAGAACCAUAACCCUACACUUUCUUAAAUGAAAGUUAUUGCCCUUUGUUGUUUGUUUCUUCAUUAUAAUGGAACUUUUAGGGCUUUAUCUGGGAUACAUACAAGAUUUCAACAUGAAACUUCGUGAAUGUUUUAAUAUUAUUGAGGAGAAGUGCCAUGCUGAAGCACCAUAAGCCUUCACUUUCUUAAAUAAGAGUUAUUGCCCUUUAUUGUUUGUGUAUGAUGUAGCUUUUCAGAGCUAUAUCUCAGAAACCAUAUAGUAUAUAGAUAUCAAUGAGGAAAAGUGGCAUGCAUACAAACGAAACCCUACCCUUUCUUAAAUUAAGAUUUAUCACCCUUUGGUUUUGUGUAUAAUGUAAAUUUUAAGAGCUAAUAUUUUAAGACCCGGAUACGAUAUUGGAUUUCAACAUGAUACUUGAUGAGUGCAUAGAUUAUAAUGUGGAGAAUUGUCUAACACAAGAAUCAUAACCCUACACUUUUUAUGCACCUUCGAAGAAGAGGGGAAUAUUGUUUUGCACAUGUCGGUAGGUCUGUCGGUCCGUUCACCAGAUGGUCUAACGCUUAGGCCUAGGAUCAUGAAACAUCACAGAUACAUUGAUCAUGACUGGCAGAUGACCCCUAUUGAUUUUCAGGUCACUAGGUCAAAGGUCAAGGUCACAGUGACAACAAAUGUAUUCACACAAUGGCUGCCACUACAACUGACAGCCCAUAUGGGGGGCAUGCAUGUUUUACAAACAACCCUUGUUUUAAUGUGAGUUAUUUCCCUUUAUUUUUUUGUAUGAUGUAACUUUUUAUCUCAGAUACCCUUCAAGAUUUAAUGGGUGUAUAAUUUUUAAUAAGAAGAAUAGCAAAUGUAUGAAAAAAAAUUACGCUGUGCUCAAUUAUUAUUUUUAGAAUCAUUCUGUUUACAUGUAUCAAGGGCUUUGCACCCAUUUACAUGUAUCAAGGGCUUUGCACCCAUCCAGAAACAAAUUUUUUUUUGGCAGGGGAUAUCAAUUCAAUGAAUAUGUUUGAUUGUCAUAAAUUAAGGGUUUUUGCAUGUGCCAGAAUUCUUUUUUCGAAAAUGUAAUCAUUUAGAAAAUAUAACCCACAGUGGUUAGCAAGAUAGGUCCUUGAUUCUUACGUGUAUGGUCAUUGACAGUUUUUAAUUAAUCAAUAAUUAAAGUAAGUUUACUAUAGUAAGUUGACUAUCAUUGUUGGUAGUUUAUGUUGUUUAUUUACUUUAAUUUUGUAGUAAAUGAUAACCAUUCUUUAACAAAAUUAUGUGGAAACUACAUAUAAGAUUAUUUAAAAACAUACUUUGGACGUGGUAAUUUAUUUUUGUGUAGAAUGUUUAGCUUCAUUUACUUAAAAGUGUAGAAUUUUUAGGAUUUCUUAUUACACUGUCAUGUGAAGCAGCCAUUACUGAUAAUUAUGUAUUUUUAAUUAUUUAAUUUGAAUAUUUUAAAUCUUUUUUAAACAUGUACAUUGAACGUGUUAUAGAGAAAGAUAACUCGAGUGAAUAACAGUAGAAAAUACUAGUCAUUUUGUUCUUUAUUAUGUAUUUUGUACAUGUAUCUGUAAAAAGUAAUGAGAAAAUCUCAUUAUGUGUACAAAUUGAUCUUUAAUCAUGCAUAAUCAAUAAAACCAAAUAUCAUAAAUUAUGCUCUCCAGCAUAGUUUUAUAUAAAAACGAAACGCAAUACCACUUGCAGCAUAAACUUUUUUAGCCCGUUUUCUUCAAUAUACGCAUGCAUUUAACCAUUUGCCCAAAGAUCUGCGAAACAUAUCUGAUUUGUCCUGAACAGUUACGUUGUUGUUCACACCUGCAAUGAUUGUUAUUCUUAUACAAUAAUAAUACCUGCAAUGAAAGAUUCAAUUGUAUACGAAUACUAUUAAUUCAUAAUAUUUUUAGACCAUUGGAAUAGAUUGAAUGUGCUUUGAACUUCAUUUAUUAAAUUUAACACCAUCAUGCUAAGUUUGUAUUGAUAUUCUAUUGGGACCCGGAUUAAAUAUUGAUAUUUUAUUGGAACCCUAAUUAAAUUAUUUUGAAACUCACUUGAUAUUGUUUUUGUGUGAUGUUAUUAUUUCCUAGAAAAUAGUUGAAUAAACUGAAAUACAACACAA